AUGGCAAAGAUCAUUGCUCUUCUUGGUCCAUCUCCUAGAGCGAGUGUUAAUAUGGAAAAUCAUAAUCAAUCUUGCACGGCUGUUCCACAAACAGCUCCUGGGCCCAAUGUAUGCAUGGGAGGUCCUAGUCAAAAUGAAACUUUUUUCCCCCAAAAAAAUCUCCGGCAUGAUGAUGGGUAUGAGUAUGAGCCUUAUGUCAAUGACGAUCUAGUUGCCAAUUUUGGUGAUAAUGAUGAAAGAGUUGAGGGGUGCAGUAGUUCUGAUGAUAACUCCGAGGAUCGGUUGUCGAUGCUACCUGUGGAGCAAGUAGAUAAUUUAAAUAAAAAUCCUGGGACGUUGACAAUUUUUGUCACUGAGGAGGAUCGGUUCAAAUAUUGUGUUUUCUCACUCGAAAUUAGUAGAAGAGGGUUUCGUACACAUCGUCCUGUGUUAUGUGUGGACGACACCUUUUUAAAGACAAAAUAUGGUGAGCAGAUAUUAUAUGCAGUCCCACUGGAUGCAAAUAACCAUCUGUAUCCAGUUGCAUUUGGUAUUAUGGAUAGUGAGAAUCAUGAUUCUUGGAAGUAUUUCAUGUCAAAUCUAAAGGAAGCGAUUGGGGAAGUUGAGGACCUAGUGUUUGUAUCUGACAGGCAUGCAAGUAUUACACAUGCCUUGGAAACUAUCUUCCCAGAUGCCUAUCAUGGUGCUUGCUACCACCACAUUAGUAUGAAUGUGGUUGCUGAAUUCAAGACUGGUCAUUGUCAUGUGUUGAUGUAUAAUGCGGCAUAUGCUUUUAGGAAAUCCGAGUUUCACUCUCACUUUGAAAAAAUCAAAUCAAAAGACCUAGUUAUUGCUCAAUACCUAGAAGGCAUGUGUUUCGAUAAGUGGUCCCGUGCUUACUUUCCUGGAAAUAGGUAUAAUAUAAUGAUAAUAAAUUACGCUGAAAGUUUCAACAAUAAGACCCAGGACGCUAGGAGCUUUCCGAUAACUACAUUCGUCGAAUUUAUUCGCUUCACACUGCAGUCUUGGUUUUGUGAUAGGAGAGAAAAUAGCGAGAAGACAACUACAACUCUUCCACCAACCUAUGAGAAAGAUUUGGUGGAUAUGGUUGAGAAAGCUCAAUUCUUGACCCCUUAUGCAAUAGGGAGGCAUGAGUUCCAUGUGUUAGAUGGUGAGCUGAAUGGUGAAUGGAUUGUUCCACAUGACAUUAUGACAAUAAAAGUGAGAACACUUACGCAAAAAAAUCUGGUUGGUAGUCCAAAGAAGAAACAAGGUAGGCCUAAGAAGAAACGCCAUCCUUCCAAUGCAGAGAAAGUGGUUGUAGGACACAAGUGCAGCAUAUGUGGAGGUCUAGGCCAUAAUAGGGCAACUUGUAAAGUUUGA
This is a messenger RNA of Humulus lupulus (European hop), 1362 nucleotides long. RefSeq lists its product as uncharacterized. The transcript has 4 exons. Lineage: Eukaryota; Viridiplantae; Streptophyta; Magnoliopsida; Rosales; Cannabaceae. The record is from RefSeq and is a predicted model, not a curated record. Bases 1 to 1362 code for a protein of 453 amino acids.